AAUUUUGCUAAAUUUGGCAUAGAAUUCAAGUGAUUUCGAAAACUAUAGUCAUGGAUCCGAUUAAGGUUUUGUUAAUAUGCCAGUUUUUAAUGAUUACAUUGGUUGCCACAAAAGCCGUCAAAAUAGGCAUUUCUAAACCUUUACCUGUUACCACAACUGUGGUUCCUAAUACCACCACAAUAGAGGAAACUACCACAGAGGAAAUUACAACAGAUGUAACUGAUUCCCCAUUAAUAUCCUCUACUCCCAGUUCUACAACUUCCACCACAACUGCAGCAACAAAAGAUGAUGCGGAAUGGCCAGAAUUUCCACCCAAAAAAACUGUAAAAAUAUCCAACAACACAACCACCAAAAAACCUACUACCACCACCAUUAAACCCUCAACUACCACCACCAUUAAACCUUUAAAUAAAGAGAUUAAUACCACGGUUAAACCAAAUAUUACCGAACCUUUACCAACUUCCUUGCCCAAAUGGCCAAUUAAAGCGCAAUAUUGCUUUUGUGAUCUUUCACAAGACACUUGUGAUAUAAAUUGUUGUUGUGAUCCUGACUGCUCCGCCGAUGCUUUAAAGGUAUUUCGUUGUCAACUAGAAGAGCCCAUUGAUUUAGAGAUACAUGAAGGACGUUUUGAGGAUUUUAAAUUUCAACAUGGUCUGCCUUCGUGUGAGAUUAAUGACGGUUGGUUGUGUGUGUUAAGAACCUAUAAACCUUUGGUUAAAGAAGAAGUAACACAUUCUUUUGAGGAUACUUCCCGUUAUAAUAAAUGGCCGAAUUUAUUAUUGGAAUCGGAAGAGGUGAAAAAUCGUGAAUUUUAUAAAUUCGGCGAUAUAUUGAGAAUAUUUAAUGUGAAAACUAAAGAAAUACAAAAUUUUGAUCUUCCAUCAUCUUAUCAAACUGCCACUUGUCGCCUACAAGAACCCAUUUAUCAUUUAAAACCCCUAAAAAAUCUUAUUGCUCAAGAUAUAGAACUAAAAAAAGAAAGACAGGACAAUUUUAAUUUAUAUAAAGUUAAAAUAAAUAUCUUACACAAUUUUACCCAUAUUCAAGAGCUAAUAGUGGACUUAUGGCUAAAGGAAAACAAAACCUUGGAUAAAAUGGAAAGUACUAAAACAGAAUAUUGGUUGUCUUACGAAAUAGAGUUUUUAAAUAAAACUUUAAAGGAAUUUUUAAAAACAAAUACAACAGAAAACGUAUAUCCCCCUGUAAUAUCUGGGCCCUUAGGUUAUCUACUGGGUAAACCAAUAAUCCUAGCACGCUAUGAGGUUUUCAAUAAAAGUCUACCUUUAUCAUCUAAAAAUCAAAUAAUCAAUUACUUUAACCCCAAUAAUACCGAGUCUCAUAUUUUAACUUUAUUUUCAAAAGAAAAUGGUGAAUGUGCCCGUUUUAAUCCUGCUAAAGAUUAUAUUGCUUACGGUAUUAAUAUAGCCAAAUAUUGUAAAAUAAAACUGGAAAAUGAAACGCUUUUACUAAAGGAUGCCUCAAAAACUAAUUUCACAGAAAUAUGUUUAAAUUUACAGCAACAUAUACAUAAACAACUAUUUGGUGAGGACCUAGAAAUUGCUGAAUUAUCUUUCUACUUAAUAUCCCAAUUGGGUAAACCCGAGAAUGAUUCACAAAAAUGGUUGCCGUUAAAUGUUUUCAACAGCGAUUUUGAUUCAGUAAUUGGACAAUAUCUACAGGAGACCAAUACAUUUAUAUGCCGGAAUAUUUUAUUAAGUUUAGCAUAUGAAUUUCAUAUGGCCACCUACGAGGUGGAUAAUGUUCCCUUGCAAAAUGUCAUUAAGCAUGCUGCUUUACAUUUGGCCGAACGUCAUGAUUUGGAAUUUGCUUUAGAUGAAAAUUUGGAAGUGCCCAUUACAAUGACUGUGCGUUUUUAUGAUGUUCACGAAAAAGCUAUAUCAGCUGCUAAUAGUUUAAAGGAUUUGCAUUUGGAAUAUGGUGUAAUCUUAGUUCUAGUAUUAGUUUUUGUAGAUUUAUAUAAUUAG
Molecule: messenger RNA, 1985 nt
Organism: Lucilia sericata (common green bottle fly)
Lineage: Eukaryota; Metazoa; Arthropoda; Insecta; Diptera; Calliphoridae
Product: tectonic
Exons: 4
Coding region: 51-1985 (644 amino acids)
Biological process (GO): cilium assembly
Cellular component (GO): ciliary transition zone
Source: RefSeq, a predicted model, not a curated record